AUGUUCAGCCUAAGAGAGGGGAUUUUUGUGUGUGUGUGUGUGUGUGUGUGUUUAACAGUGAUGAUGUGUGUGUGUGUGUGUGUGUGUGUGUGUGUGUGUUUAACAGUGAUGAUGUGUGUGUGUGUGUGUUUGUGUGUGUGUGUGUCCUCAGAGCAAGAACUCGUGAGUUGGAAGAACUGAGAGGCCUAUGGCGUGGGUGUUGUCCUUGGCCACCUGCUGACAAGGCUGACAAGAUAGGACCCUUUUGUCCAUUGUUAUUGGAUAGGAACAGAACUUAUAACCAGCUCCUGACCUAAAUAGAUCUUAGCACAACAUUUUACUCAACAUAUCAUAUUCCAUAUUCACUAUAACAAAUAUAUUUACUACGACAUUAGCAAGAACCCGCCACAUCCUCAGCCGGCUAAUCCAGUGUGUGAAGUUUUGCGGAGUGUUUGAGUUAGCUUUGCGAGGCAAAGAUGAAACUGAGGGCUCCACCAACCCUGGUAAGCCAACACUUUUGAGAUCAGUCAAUAAAUGCUUCUGGUAUUGACUUAUAUGCUGCCCCUGUCUUCAUGUUGUUGCUGGACAUAUCUUUUUUAAAAUGUGUGUAGGUCACCUAAAUCAUCAGAAAAAUUGCCCCUCCUGAGAAUUUUUUCAGGAGCCGCCACUGGUUUUAGCAAUUGAGAAAAAACUGUAAAAGGGUCUUUGUGAUGCUAUGGGGAGAUGGGUGUGGGUGUGAGGGGGGGAGAAUGGGGUCUACAGGAGGUCAAGGUUAGAAUUUGAGUGUUUCCUGAUUAACAAAACCUCUGUAUGUGUACAGCCUUAUGCUGUAUAUACACUGAGGAUUCCAAACAUCAGGAACACCUUCCUAAUAUUGAGUUGCACCCAACCCCCGCAGUUGUGCUUCCCACAGUUGUGUCAAGUUGGCUGGAUGUCCUUUGGGUUGUGGACCAUUCUUGAUACACACAGGAAAACUGUUGAGCAUGAAAAUCCCAGCAGCGUUGAAGUUCUUGACACAAACCGGUGAUCCUAGCACCUACUACCAUACCCUGUUCAAAGGCACUUCAAUAUUUUACCUUGCCCAUUCACCCUCUAAAUGGCACACAUACACAAUCCAUGUCUCAAUUGUCUCCAGGCUUAGCAAUCCUUCUUUAGCCUGUCUCCUCCCCUUCAUCGACACUGAUUGAAGUGGAUUUAACAAGUGACAUCAAUAAGAGAUCAUAGACUUCACCUGGAUUCACCUGUUCAGUCUAUGUCAUCGAAAGAGCAGGUGUUCUUAAUGUUUUGUCUAGUGACAAUUUACAUUUAUUUCCUCUCCUUCUUUGUGUCCUCCUACUGUACUGGACAGUAUCUAGCUCUACAGGUGUAUUUACUGAUGUAGAAAACUGGUUUUUAUUUACAGAUGUAGGAUCUUAAUUUGAUCACUCUUUUGUUGCUGAGAAUUGUCCUGCAUGGCAGGAAAUGCAAACGUGUAGUGUAUGCAAAGUUUAUAAAAUAAUAAAUAAUAAUAAUAAAUAAUAUGCCAUUUAGCAGACGCUUUUAUCCAAAGCGACUUACAGUCAUGCGUUCAUACGAAAAAUGUUUUGUGUAUGGGUGGUCCCGGGGAUCGAACCCACUACCUUGGCGUUACAAGCGCUGUGCUCUACCAAAGAGUAAUUUCCACAUUAAAAUGUCAGACUUGAUAUGCCCUAAAGAAAAAUGUAUCAACCCCUACAAAAAAGUGAAUUAAUUAUAAUCCACAUAAUAAUUCACAUUUCCUGUGGCAAUAGGACUAUUUUCCUGCUGUAGCAAACUGGCUCAAAUUAAGAUCCUACAUCUGUAUACACCAUGGGAUAUUAUAUUAUUUUGAAUAUUUUCUCUCUGCUUGAGUGUAGUUCAUUGUCAAGGUGACAGCACUAAUCAAAUAUUUCUUGCUACUGUAACGUCUCUCUUUCCAUCUCCCUCCCUCCCUCCCUCCCCGCUCUACCUCUCUCCCUCCCACCCUCCCUCCAUCUCUACCUCCCUCCCUCCCUCUCUCCCUAUGUUCCUCCCCCUCUCCCCUUCUCUCCUCCAGAAGGCAGAUGUGGCGGUAGCCCCGCUAACCAUCACCCUGGUCCGAGAAGAGGUGAUCGACUUCUCCAAGCCCUUCAUGUCUUUGGGCAUCUCCAUCAUGAUCAAGAAGCCCACCAAGUCUAAACCAGGUGUAUUUUCCUUCCUGGACCCACUGGCCUAUGAGAUCUGGAUGUGUAUCGUGUUUGCCUACAUCGGUGUGAGCGUGGUCCUGUUCCUGGUGAGCCGCUUCAGCCCCUAUGAGUGGCACGCAGAGGACUAUGAGGAGGCGGCUGACCCCCAGACCCCCACCCAGCCGACGGGGCCCGGUGCUGGGCAACAGUCGGGGCUGAGCCCUGGUCAGCAAGGCCAGAACCAGCAGAAUCAGGAACAGACCAACGAGUUUGGCAUCUUCAACUCUCUCUGGUUCUCCCUGGGAGCCUUCAUGCAGCAGGGAUGUGACAUCUCACCCAGGUAG
Messenger RNA from Coregonus sp. 'balchen', 2485 nucleotides. Lineage: Eukaryota; Metazoa; Chordata; Actinopteri; Salmoniformes; Salmonidae. The record is from the annotation of a GenBank genome assembly.